Ylistrum balloti is the source of this 2364-nucleotide messenger RNA. RefSeq names its product arginine kinase-like. The transcript has 6 exons. The coding region runs from base 54 to 1172 and encodes 372 amino acids. The record is from RefSeq and is a predicted model, not a curated record. NCBI's taxonomy places the organism in Eukaryota, Metazoa, Mollusca, Bivalvia, Pectinida, Pectinidae. Gene Ontology annotation, molecular function: creatine kinase activity. Gene Ontology annotation, biological process: phosphocreatine biosynthetic process.
UAAACCAGAAAGUUGAGUGAAACGUUUUCAAGUUAACAGCAACAUACAUCAUCAUGUGUGGGCAAGCUGGAAGUAAGAUAGCCGACAGCAACGAAGAGAUCGAAGAUGUAGAAGUAUUAUGGGAUAUGCUACAAAAAGGGGAAACGAAAUCCCUACUGAAGAAACAUCUGACAACCGAGGUGUAUGAAAAGCUAAAGGACAAGAAAACGUCUUUAGGAGGAACACUAGCUCAAUGUAUCAAUUCAGGGUGUAAAAACAUGCACAGCGGAGUAGGUCUAUAUGCCUGCGAUCCGGAGGCCUACUCCGUGUUUAAAGAAUUGUUUGAUCCGCUCAUCAUGGACUAUCACAAAAUUUCCAAGGUUCAACAUCCGAAACCAGACUUCGGAGACGUGGAUAAUCUUGAUUUCAGUGAUUUGGACCCAUCUGGAGAAGUUAUUGUUUCCACCCGAGUUCGAGUUGGGAGAAGUCACGCAGGAUAUCCUUUCCCGCCAGGAUCGAACGAACAGAAGCGUCGCGAGAUGGAGGCGAAUACAAUCAAAGCCCUGGAAAAGUUGGAUGGAGAGUUACAGGGCAAGUAUUUCUCACUUGAAACGAUGAAAAAAGAGGAAGAACAACAACUGGUGGCAGAUCACUUCCUCUUCAAGGACGACGACAAAUGUCUCCGAUCAGCAUGUGGCUACAACGACUGGCCAGCUGGCCGUGGAAUCUACUUCAGCAACGAUAAGAAGUUUCUCGUCUGGAUUAACGAAGAGGACCAUCUCCGCUUUAUCUCUAUGCAGAAAGGAGGUAACCUUGCCGAAGUCUGGAAGAGACUUGUUAAGGCCAUUAAAGUGCUCGAGGAGAACCUGACGUUUGCACGGGACGAUGGCCAUGGCUACCUCACGUUCUGUCCUACCAAUCUUGGCACUACGUGCAGGGCUAGUGUCCACAUCAAAGUGCCGAAGUUGUCCAAAGCUCCACGUGAAAAUGGGGAACCGGGAUCUCGUCUGGAUGAAGUGUGUGAAAAGUUCAAUCUUCAGCCAAGAGGUAUCCAUGGAGAACACACGGAGAGUGUGGGAGGAGUGUAUGACAUCUCCAACAAGAGGCGAAUGGGUCUGACGGAAAUUGAGGCUCUCAUGGAAAUGAAGAACGGUAUUUUGGAAAUUAUGACCAUAGAGAAAGAACUGGAAUAAGCCAUAUUGACGCAAAUUCACCUUAAAACUGAUUUGAUUAUAUAUCUGUUAUGACGACAACUACUGUUGGCCUUCGUUCUGAAUUUCGCCAACAACACGGGGGACAUCUAAUAACGUUAUCUGUGAUAGUACUUUCAUUCUAAUAACAUAUAAAAAUAGAGACAAAGGAAAGAAGAAAUUCUCGAAACGGUGUUUGAAUACGUGUGUGAACUGGAAUUCUAACAUCUGACAUUAGUAAUAGAUAAUGACUUCGUGAUUCUGCCGAAGUUUUGAUUGGUAUAAACCCAAUCUCUCUGUGUACGGAAGCUGAGUGAAUAUAGAUAAAACUCUAUGUAUUAACAUGAAGCCAGUAUGGAAGACAGCUGUAAAUAUUUGUAUUCAGUACUAUAUUAUUGUUUGUGUGCGCUAAAGAGACCCGUUGUUGUAAGUUCACGGGUCAGAGGAGCAUACGGGGUCCGACUGUGUGUUGUGCUAUAAACAAAUCUUUUCCUUUACAAUGGUGCCAAAUGAAAACGUCAUUUUAGAAGUAGAUUUCACAACAUUCCCAACAUUACUUUUCACAAAGCAUGUUGAUGUCAUGUGUUACGCUACUGGUGUGAUAUGGACCAGCACACAUAGAUAGUCCGCUGGAGAGGAAGCGCACGACUUCCAUGCUAAUUAUGCAGCGAAACAGGAAGUCGGGGUGCGCACGUCUGGAUGAAUAUGGUUUCAUGGGCACUGACCGGAUGACUUUGAUAUCUAAUAUCCAUGCAUGUUUUUCAACAACAAAACAUUGAUUUUGUUGUUAAUUAGCAGAUGAUAGAUGGCAGUCAUUCGUCAGAUUGAAUAAUUAAAAACUGUAAAGUUUAAUGAAUGGGAUUGUUUUUAGAAUAUGUUGUGUUAUAUACAACGCUUGAGUUUGAAGAAUCCCAAUGUUAAUCAAUAUUUGACUAAUCCAAAACAUAUAUAUCCAUCACGUUAUAUAGUUACAGUGUCAGAUACCGGACCUAAUCAUGCUUAUCGCCACCUGGCGAGUAAUUGGAGAAAUAACUACGUAUAUCGGAAGUCCCCCCCCCCCCAUUCAUAAGUUUAAUUCUAUUACGCAAAGUGUAGAUUUAUAAUCUUAAUGGAAAUUCAGUCAGAUGGAUAUUUAUUUGUAAACAAAGAUUUUAAACGAUGUUGUGUAUCAAUAAAGAAAUUUGUUUAAAUAUGA